Messenger RNA from Penicillium diatomitis, 930 nucleotides. Its product is annotated as mRNA splicing protein PRP18. The record is from RefSeq and is a predicted model, not a curated record. NCBI's taxonomy places the organism in Eukaryota, Fungi, Ascomycota, Eurotiomycetes, Eurotiales, Aspergillaceae. Bases 1 to 930 code for a protein of 309 amino acids. The transcript has a single exon. Gene Ontology annotation, cellular component: U5 snRNP; U2-type post-spliceosomal complex; U4/U6 x U5 tri-snRNP complex. Gene Ontology annotation, biological process: RNA splicing; generation of catalytic spliceosome for second transesterification step.
AUGGAUUUCGCGGCGCUCAUGUCCAAGGAGAUUUCCAAGGCCAAAGCUCCAGCAACCAACAAGACUACAGAAGCCAGCCAGGAAAAACCUACACUGUCCGAACAACCGAAAAAGUACAUGCGCCGAGCAGAAGUCGAAGCCGCGCGGAUCGAUGCCUAUAACAAGGAACAAGAGCGACUUCGAAGAGAGCGCGAGGAAAAGCUGAAGAACAAGCGCAAACUUGAAGAAGAAGAAGCAGACCGGGCGCGUGAGCGAGAAGAGAAGAAGCGCAGGAUUGCAGAAGAGCAUAAAAGGAAGAGGGAGGAAGAAGAGGCAAAGAAGGAACGCGAGAGACGACGAAGGCUCGGCUUACCUGAACUACCGGCAAAGGAUGAGCGUGGCGAGACACCUGCGAGCGAGGAUGCCGAGGAAGACAACAUCGAUGAGGAGGAGCUUACCAAAAGAUUACGGGCGCUGAACGAGCCAGCGCGGCUUUUCGGCGAGAACCACCGUGCUCGGCUGCGAAGGUACCGCCGAUUGAGGAAGCGCGCAGCCAUGGCGAAGAAAAUGACUGACGGGCCAAUUCCCACGAUAUUGGAGCCGGUACCUGGCGGACAAAUGAUCAUUGGAUCCAAGCCUCCCAAGGAGAAGGAGGCACGAGAGUUUCUGUUCAGGCAACUGGCGUCCUACUUCAACAUGGUCUUGUCCGAGUGGGAGUUGGCCUUGGCUAAACGUGACGUGACGGUUCGAGAGAGUUUCCAAGGCAAACAAGCCCACAAUGCCAUGCUACAGUCUCGGGAGAAUCUGAAGCCGCUCUUUCGCCGAUUCGAGAAGGGCGACCUGGAAGACGGACUUUUGGAACCUAUCGUGGAAAUCGUUCAUAAAGCCCAGCAGCGAAGAUACGUCGACGCAAAUGACGCCUAUCUUCGAGUGAGUAUUGGAAAAGCGUAA